AUGAAGUAUGUGAAUGGGUUACAAAUAGCCUCGAGUAUAGUGAGGGGUGAUUUGUCUGAGUUAUGCCCUGAGGUUAGAAUCAAAUGUAAAAUAGUCAAAACUAACCCCGUCAAGAGGCAAAAGUUAUCGCAGGAGUCUGUUGACUUACCUCAGGAACGUGAGUAUAUUCUCUUUAAACCCUUUAAUCAUGACUUGGAACUGGCGAAAUUAUACCUUAAAGAGUCGCCAAACUGCGUUGAAAUCUUCUCACUCCUCGAUUCCAACAACUUAAUCGUCAAAACCAAAGCCAUCUCAAUGCUCCUACACAUUCUCAACCAUUUCUCAUUUCUAAGCGAUAAUUUAGUAAGUACUGAGGGACUGGAAACUUCUGUAAAUUCUAACUCGAAAACUUCUGCGGAACUGAGUAAAAAGAAGUUAGUGGCGAGAGUAUUAAAAUUGUUUAAGGAGCGGAUUGAUGAGAUAUUUCUGAAUGACGACGUGAUCAUAAAUUACAGUUUAAAAUUACUCCUGGAAUGUGUUAAGUGUGUGGAUCCCAGCGGUUUGACGGAGUUUUUGUCAAAUUUUAACUUUUUCGAUUACUUAACCAAAUGUCAUAUUUUCUCGCCAGACAACAAUAAUUUCAUCAAAUCUCUCCUCACACACUAUUGCGUCAUCAAAAGUAAUUCUCUUACAAAUCUCUCUGUUACAGAUCACACUGUCACUGAUUAUUCUGUUACAUAUGACAGUGUCGACACUGAUGUGAGAGAUGUUUACCAUGAGAAUGGAAAGUUAAAGUUGUGUGUGAUAUUAUUACUUGGCGUUAGAGGCGUUAAUAUAUUGAAAAAGGACUUGAUUUUGAUUAUCAAAUCACACUUAAAAGUUGAGAAACUGACCACUCAGCACACGAUUGUACGGGCACUUGUAAACAUAUUUAACACUUUAAUUAAGAUUGAAAUUAACGAUUCAAUUGAUAAAUUAGUGGGUAAUAUUAAUAAUAUAAUAAUAAUCUUGUAUAAGCAUUUGAGUAGUGAGUUUAGUGAUGAUACGAGUGUGGUGAGUCCCGAGGACUUGGACGCUUUGUUAAGAGACUUACUAAAAUUCACACAUAAAAACACAAGUUUAUGCACUAAAUUAGUCUUAAAAUAUGAUUUAAACAUUUUUAAAGCUAUUUCCAAACAACUUUACACAUUGAGUCCGGAGACAUAUAAGUCAUAUGUAAAUGCUAUGAAAUUUGUGAAUACUGACGUCAAACUCUUGGAUACUGUGGAGGAAUUUUAUGACUUUACACACGAAGUUCCAACCUGUUUCACUAAAAUUGUUAUUAACAAAUUGCUUACAAAUUUGAAAAUUGCUAAUCCAUUAAUCAAACUAUUGAUUAAAAUUAAUUCCUUACCCGAUUUCAACCUACUCCUCAAACUCAUAAACACUCACACUACAGACGGAAAUAACAAUAGUAUUAUCGAUAGUAAUAGCAGUGAUGGUAAUGGUGUGAAUGUGGAUUUGAGUGGUGUGUUGGAAUUGUUAUCUCGAUUUGAGGGUGUAAAAUCGAUAUUUGAUCCCCUGAGAUUAUUCAAAUAUUCAUCAAUUUCAGCCAAUUACGACAUUGUAACUGAGUUUUUUAGCUCCGGCGGGACUGAUAACACUGGCAACUUUGUGGCCACUGAUAGAAUUAAUUUGGACAAGAGUCUAAUGAAGUGUAUAUAUAAUUUAAGUUUAAAGGAUAAUAUAAUACUUGGCAAAUUACACUACAAAUCCCUCAGUAUACUAUUACAACGUUAUAUCCAGACUCUACACACUGGGAACUACGGCACUGGGAACUACGGCACAGAUGACUACACCAUUGCCGACUACAACUUACAGUUGUUAUCUUAUGUUAAGGCAAUUUUAAAUAAUUUGAUCCAGAGUGAUUGGACUGAGAUUUACAUUACAAACUUAACAGACACAAAUUUAUUCAUUAUUCUGUACCACUUACUGCUGACACAUAAUCUGCAGCUGAUUUACCCUACUGAUACCAGUGACACUGUAAAUGUUUACUCUUGUGUUAAAUGUGUUUUGGGCUGUUAUUUUAAGGGUGACUUGUACUUGCUAAUGUUAUUAACGCUGUUGACGCAGUUGAGACUGGGGUUACAGAGUGCCAGAGUCACCUGUUCAAAGUGUAAUUCCACCAGCACAAACCUGGUAAAAUCAAUUUCAGAUGAUAAAUUACACGAAAAACCAAAUGACUGGGAAACCGUACUGGAAACUUAUAUCCUCAAAGUCUUGGCAAAUGUACUCUCAAUUCCAUCACACACUACCACACAAUUAGCUAUUGUGUUAUCACAUUAUAACAUACAAAUUCAACCCAUUCCAUACCAUUUCAACAGUAAUUCUGUUGAUAGGGCAGAUAGGGUUGAUAGGGGAUAUAAUGUUACAAAUGAGCGUAAAGUUGACCAAAUGUACAAAUGUCAAGAUAAUAACACUGUAGAGAAUGUGGACACUGUGGAGAAUGUGGAAAAUGUGGAAAAUGUGGAAAAUGUGGAGUGGAAUAUGUUGAGGGGUCAAAUGUUAAAUUCAUUAAUUAAUGAUGCCUUGGAUAAAAAUUCGCUUGUAAAGUGCGCAAAACAGUUCAAUAAUACAAGCACAAAUUAUUAUAUACAAACACUAAUCUACACACAUGAAAUUAGCUUAUCCUAGUCUCGAUCCUAAAAUCAUCGUCCGAAUUCCCUCCCACUUCUCCCGAGCCUUCUUCAUUAUCAGAGUCACUAGAUUCUCCAACAUCAGCUCGAGUAUCUUUAUCAAGUUGGACAGUGAUGGAGGCCACGAGGUUCCCCUCUUCGUCAACGCACUUACACAUAAUCUCGCUAGUAUUUA
Messenger RNA from Theileria parva strain Muguga, 2829 nucleotides. RefSeq lists its product as uncharacterized. The record is from RefSeq and is a predicted model, not a curated record. The coding region runs from base 1 to 2652 and encodes 883 amino acids. Lineage: Eukaryota; Apicomplexa; Aconoidasida; Piroplasmida; Theileriidae. The transcript has a single exon.